Molecule: messenger RNA, 3552 nt
Organism: Xiphophorus maculatus (southern platyfish)
Lineage: Eukaryota; Metazoa; Chordata; Actinopteri; Cyprinodontiformes; Poeciliidae
Product: zinc finger protein 501-like
Exons: 2
Coding region: 66-1652 (528 amino acids)
Source: RefSeq, a predicted model, not a curated record
CCGGUUAGCAUGGUUAGCCGUUUCCCAGAGAGUGUCCAGGUGUGUUGUGAGUCUGCGCAGCAACAAUGUGUUCCGUUGAGCCUCUGAGAGAGUUUAUCAGAGAGAGACUAACUGCUGCUGCUGAAGAAAUCUUCACCCAGCUGGAAAAAACCAUCGUCCAGUACGAGGAGGAGAUCGACCGGCAGCGGAGACUGCUGGACCUCAGCUGGAGACCCCGGACCGAGCCGAACCCCGCAGGCCUCCAGCAGCAUUGUCUCUGCAGUCAGAAGGACAUUUCCAUCCAGAACCAGGAGAGGAUCUCUGGACCAGAACCUCUGAAUGAGGAACCAGAACCUCUGCAGAUCAAGGAGGAGCCAGAUGAUGAGUGCAGCAGCCCGGAUGAGGUGCAGGUCGUCCUGAAGGAGGAGGCCGAUGCCAGUGAGGAACCGGACCUCAUUGAUUUGAAUCCAACCAGAGCCCAGAACCUCCCUGGAGUCAUUCUGGAGGCUGAAGAACUGGAAGGAGCCAACAGGAACAAAGAGCGGCAUCCAGGUAGGGAGGCUAGAACUCCCAAAACGAAUCAGAACCAGUACUUCUGUAAAACCUGCUCUAAAGGUUUCAGCCAGAAGCGCUAUCUGACCAAACACAUGAGGGUCCACGCCGCAGAGACGCCCCUCACCUGCCCCACCUGCAGCAAGAGCCUGAAGAACCAGCUGAGCCUGACAGUCCACCUGAGGAGCCACUCAGGUGAGAAACCGUUUCCCUGUGCUGCCUGCGGGAGGCGCUUCGCCCACCAGCUCAGCCUGAGUCUCCACCAGAGGGUCCACUCAGGUGAGAGGCCACACGGGUGCCAGGUGUGUGGAAGGAGCUUCCUGAGCAGCAGCAACCUGACGUGUCACCUGAGGACGCACACAGGGGAGAAACCCUUCCAGUGUCUCACCUGUGGGAAGUGCUUCAGCCAGAGGGACAACCUCAAGAGACAUGCGAAGAUCCACCGUGGAGAGAAGCCGUUCUGCUGUCCCACCUGUGAGAAGAGCUUCUACCAGAAAGGUCAGCUGACGGCCCACCUGAGGACUCACAGCAGCAACCGGCCGUUCCGCUGCGCCGUCUGUGAGAGGGGCUUCUGCGACAGCCACGAUCUGUCCACUCACAUGAGGACCCAUACGGGUGAGAAGCCCUUUGAAUGUCUGACCUGUGGAAAGCGAUUCAGUCAGAGAGGGAAUCUAACCAUUCACCUGAGGACACACACAGGUGAGAAGCCCUUUGAAUGUCUGACCUGUGGAAAGAGUUUCUGCCAGAGGGGCAACCUGACGGCCCACCUGAGCACCCACAGCAGCGCCAGACCCCACGCUUGUGAUGUCUGUGGCAAGGGCUUCAGCGAACACUGCGACCUGUCCACUCACAUGAGGACCCACACAGGUGAGAAACCCUUCCAGUGCCUCACCUGUGAAAAGAGCUUCAACAAUAAGUUCAACCUGAUUGCCCACAUGAGGACGCACACUGGAGAGAGACCCUUUCAGUGUGGGACCUGCGGGAAGAGCUUCUGUCAGAGAGGGAAUCUGAACGUUCACAUGAGGACACACACAGGCGAGAAGCCGUUCCUAUGUCUCUCCUGUGGAAAGCGCUUCCAGAGGAAAGGUAACUUAAUGGCUCACAUGACCACACACAGCUAGCUGAGGACUUUAGUAUCUCCUUGAACACUCUGCUCCGCCUGGAGGCGUCUUCUUCAGCAACACCUGGAGGUGAAAUGACUGACUGGACUGAUCUAUAGGUGGGUCUCCAGGACCUCAGCAUGUUCCCAUGUCUCUGUGGUUCAGAGAUGGACUAAUUGUCAGGUUCGGGGGUCUGAAAAGUUUUUUCUUGUAGCUCUAUAAUCCAUAAAUAACAAGAUAUACUGAUAUAUGAAGAAUUGAUUUCUCCUGUUUCAGCAUCUUUAGUAUAAAAAGUUUUUUUUGUAUAACUGUAUUUGGAGUCAUUUCAAGGUUGCUUUAUCCAGCUUGUUAGCUUCCCGUUAGCAUCAGCUAACUGAUAGCAUCCUGUUAGCUUCAGCUUGUUGGUUUUUUGUUAACUUAAACUAACUGUUAGCUUCCUGUCUGAAUUAAUUAAAGUAGUCUUCUUAACAGAGACAAACAGUUAUAAUAUAAACUUUUAGAGGGUUUUCUUUAGUUCAUACGUCGUUGGAAUCUGUUUCCUGCUUCCAGUCAAUUCAUCUCCUUGUCCCAAAUUUCCUGACUCGAGUCCCAAAUAACAAACUGGAAUUACUUUUGAAGCGAUGAUCAGUUCGGUAAAACUGAAAGUGUUAAACUAACUUUCCUGAAGUUCCUCUGGUAACGUCCUACUGGGUUAUAUCAUGGAGGACCAACGUGUUACGGUUGGUGUUAUCCAGCUGAGCUGAAUGAUUCUUCGGGAUAAGCAAAAUAUUCUUAGCUGAACUUAUGAUAACCAGUCAGCUGUGUGUGUGUGUGUGUUGAUCAUUUGCAUCUGAUGAUUAAAGUUAGAAUUCAAAAUCAAUAAAUCAUCAGGUCUAACCACAUUAGGUCUCAUCAUUCUUAUGAACAUGGAUGUGAAUUGUUCACCUGCUUCUUUAUCCAUGUCUUCAUUAGUUCUGCAGUGUCAGCAGCAGCAGCAGCCUGGAGCCUCUUUCACUUGGAUGUUUGACAAAGUUGAACAUCCUCUGGUAAAAUGCUUCAGACGGCCUGUGGAGGGCGCUACAAGGCUGCUGCAUCGCUGACUGUUCCCGACCGUCUUUAGUGACGAAGGGAUGAUAUCCAGAGUUCAACCCUGACUGGAUAUUUCUCUCUCCUCUCACAAUAAAACUUAAUCUUAGUAUCGACAUAUUGAUUCAUUGAUUGAUUGGUUUCAACUUCUGUUGACGUAAGCUGAUUAGUUUUCCUCCCAUGCACUAACAACACAUCAGGAACGGAUGUAUAGAAGACCUGAAACUGACACCAAUAUUUAAUUUGAGGGAUUUUAUCAUCAAUCCCACCAAAAUUUCUGCAGCAGUCUAAUGGUGACCUCUGACCUGUCUCCACCUGGAUCUUCUGGGGUCAUUUUCCAGAUGUUUCCACCUGGUUCUACAGAGAACUAGUGCUAAAUGUCCCAGAGGAGGCCCAUCUGUCUGGUUUCCACUGGUCUAACUGGACCCUUGGUACCGCUCGAGGCCGGCCCGACCCGCCUCUCAACCACAGAGGUUCAAGGUCAUCUGACAACUUCUGUAACUGGAAUAUAGACUUCCUGCUGAGUGUUUGACACUCCAGUCCAGUAGGUGGUGGUAAAAACAACCAGAGGAAGGUUUUCCAAGUUGCAGCAACCUCAUGUCAGAUUCUGCCCCGUGUCGGGAGCGCGGACUGCAACCAGAUCCAAUUAUUUUCACAAAGCUUGUGAUUGAUUCUUCGGUACAACGACUCAGAUAGUCCUGUCAAGGUUGCAAGUUUCAUUUCCACCAACAGCUGCUGUUAAAAACAACAAUAAAACUGUAAAGUAGAUAAAUAAAUAAAACUGGUCUUGUGUUGGGCUCUUCUUACAGUUUUGAUUUGUUGCAGUUUUUUAUUGCCAAGAGAAUCCGUCUUUUUC